AUGAAGACCUCCACCCUCCUCAGCAGCCUCCUCGCGGCCGUCCUCGCCCCCACGGUCAGCGCGCAAGCCGGCUGCGUCAGCUCGGCCCAAUCGCUCGUCCCGUCGUGCGGCCAGUCGUGCCUGCUGUCGGCCAAAUCCGCCCUCGGCUGCACCGUCGAGACCGACUACGCCUGCGGCUGCUCGCAGUCGUCGGCCCUGCAGAACAACGCCGCCCUCACCCAGUGCGUCCUCAGCGCGUGCAACAACAACAUCGAGACGGCCCUGCAGGUCUCGUCGGGCGCCCAGCAGAUCUGCUCGUGCGUCGCCACGGCUGCCGCCGCGGGCCCGACGACUGGUGCCUCGUCUGCGGAGCCGACCAGUGCGCCGGCGUCGGCGCCUGCGGCGGGGAGUACCCCGGCUGCGUCGGAGCCGGAGGCGUCGGAGCCGGUUGCUACGAGCUCCUCCGCUGCACCGACAACACUCAGCACCGUCGUCUCUCCCCCCACCACCGGCGACGGCGGUUCCUCCUCUAGCGCUCCCGGCAGCGGCGAAGGUAGCAGCGUCAGCGCCUGCCCGGUUCAGGUCACCGUUCUGAUGACGACGACAGUCACGGCUACUGUUGGUGGCGAGACGGGCGGUUCGUCGGCGCCUGGUGAUGGUGGGUACGGAAGUGGUGGCGAGGAGGAGGGGUCGUGCAAGGGGUUGGAGGGGGUGGACUAUUUGGUCUGCUGCGCGUCGAAGAUUUUCACUUUGGGGAACUGA
Lasiodiplodia theobromae is the source of this 741-nucleotide messenger RNA. RefSeq names its product Cfem domain-containing protein. NCBI's taxonomy places the organism in Eukaryota, Fungi, Ascomycota, Dothideomycetes, Botryosphaeriales, Botryosphaeriaceae. The record is from RefSeq and is a predicted model, not a curated record. The transcript is spliced from 3 exons. The coding region runs from base 1 to 741 and encodes 246 amino acids.